Molecule: messenger RNA, 3399 nt
Organism: Pelodiscus sinensis (Chinese soft-shelled turtle)
Lineage: Eukaryota; Metazoa; Chordata; Testudines; Trionychidae
Source: RefSeq, a predicted model, not a curated record
GAGAGCACGAGGAAGUGUCUCUCUCUCUCAAUGCUGGCUGGAGAAAGGGAGAGUAAAAUAUGCUACAACGCUGAGCUACUCAGAGGGGGCUGUUAGACAGCUGAGAAGACAUGGAAGUGGAAGGAAUAGGUGACUUCAGAGUGCUCAGAGCAAAAUUUCAAAAUGAUUCCUGCUUUUCAAAGAUGGUGCCACAGCCAGCCAAGAAGCCUCCUGUGGAAAGUUUACACCUACCCAGCACCGACACACAGGGUGUGUCCAGUCCUAGAAUCCUAAACCACGGGAAAAUACCGAUAUCAGAACACGAGGAGAGAGUUUGUUUAGCUGUGCAUAGCUCAGAGCUCAUGCAGUCCAAACCUUUGCUAUUUCCUAGAGUCAAGCUUGGGAACUUGUAUGUAGCAGGAAAGAAUGAAGAGCCAAAGAAGAAAGUCUUGGAGAGAGCUGUCUGUGAAGAUGCAACUCCUAGAGGGGAUUCACAGAAACCCCGUCCACUUUCUUGCAUUUAUCAGCAGGCAGGUGUUAAUACAAAUUCAGAGGAAGCAUUGAUAAAAAACUCCUUUCGUCAUACUCUGCAGAUCUGGGAAAGUGCUUCAACUCAGGAUGACAGAAAAUGUGCAGGGUUUAUAACACCACAGGGUAUGAAUGGGAAUCAUUCUACUCCCUUACGGGCUUUGAACUCUACCAUCACAGCUGAGAACAGCAAAAUUAGAAGUGCAGGGAAGGAGCACGUCCUGGAUUUCUCUACUCCAAAGAACUCUUCACCCAGCAGAACUCCUGUACUUUCUCAGAAUGCAUCAUCUCUCCUUCCAUCCAGAGGCUACAAAAGAACUGAGCAAAACACGAAGGUGACUGGAUUCUCUCAGCUUGCUUAUGAUCCCCACAAGCCAAGUGAGAUCUCGCAGUAUCUGAAAGCACCAGAGUCUUUUCUCCAUCCUUCUGGCCCAGAAAAGCAACUUGAGGUCAAGAACAGAAAGCUUCCAAAAAUUAAACCACUCCCUUCAGUUCAAUCUCUUGGUUCUCCUCCGAAGAAACCGCUAAGGCCCCCAAAAGUCAACCUCUCUGCCUUCCGGCAGUCCGCUUUACAUGUUGGCAGAAGGAAUGAAACUGCUGCUGUAGAUGAUGACUACAUGACUCCUGAAAAGUGCUGGAGAUUUACUGUUAUCCUUAUCUGUCAGCGGAAAAUGAUUUUGAUCUUUUGUUCUGUUUAUGCAGCAGACCUAAGCGCUAAAUCUGAAGAACUACAUAAUUAUGAAGAAACCAUCUCCUAUGUGAAACAAUCUGGAAACUCUGUAACGACAUGUGCUCUUCAAGAUAUUGUUAAUUUAUCUAGCACAAGAAUCCAAGAGGAUGACAAGAAGCAGAAGAGUUUUCUGUUUGAUUCAUCCAGCACUGAACGAGUCACAAAGGAUGAAAAAGAAGACAAAUGGAAACUGGAUUUUGAUAGAGAAAGGCAACAGCAAGUGAAUAUGUCCACGAUUAGUGGCCGUGAGGACAUGCUACAUAAACCCCAAAUAAAUGAAGACCAUGAAGGUGGGAAAAGCAGGCUGCAAGUUAAGAAGGGAGAGGCAUCUGAUGUCCUACAGACUGAGAAAUGGCUGGCUAAAGAUAUGGUAGAACAUUCUGACUGCUUUCAAGGCAUCCACCCGCACGCAGAUGAAGAUGUGGUGGCUUCGAGUCGAAAGAUUCUGAAGCCAAUGCAGCCAGCAGAGGAUGUGUAUGAUGAUGUAGAAGGCAUAGAAAGUGCAAUGAGCCAAGCCUCUGAUGCCUUUAGCUCAUUCACAUCAGAUAGCUUUUCAGAAGACAAUUGUGACAAAAUAUAUGAGGAUAUUCACAAUGAAGAUCAUAAUCCACUCAAACUAGAUUUGGAUGGAAUAGAAAAGCUAAAGAAAUUUGGAAAGUUUUUCAAGAAAGACAAGCUUAAACUGAAGAAUGCCAAGAUGAAGGAAAACCACCGCAUGUUGUCCAGUUCCGUGCCAAACUUAGCAGAUGUGUCCCAUGAAAACACAGCCUAUGAUGAUACUAAGGUGGAUGGAAGAGAUGCAAAAGAGAAAGAUGACAAACACAAAAAUUGGAAGCAAAAAUUUCUGAUGCUGAAAGAUAAAGAUACAACAAGAAGCAGUGAAGAUACACAAAAGAACGUCUUCAAAGUCAAGAAAAAUAACAUAGAUCAGAGAAAGAAGGUGACAAAAGAAGAGAAGCUAUUUAGAGAGAAGUUCAUGUAUAAUAAGGAAAUCAAAGUCAUCAGUAUAGCAGUUGCACAGUGUUCUAAUGUCACCAGCAAAAGGAAACUUGAUUUACCAAUCAGAACUGGAGAACAACUGGAUGUUAUUGAUAUUACAGAAGAGAAUCAAGUAAUAUGUCGCAAUUCUGAGGGCAAAUAUGGUUAUGUGCUAUUGGAGCAUUUGAAUUUCAGACAUUAAUGCUGGUCACCUGAUGACGGCCAGUCUCUUCCUAUGGAGUCUUGUGAAGAACUUGCUUGAAGCUUUCCAAAGAUGGCGUGUCCAUACAUGCCAACUGCAGAGAGCUGAUAUGAAUGUAAAUUAAAAGUAUGGGUUUUAUCCAUUUAAAUUAAUCUAUUUAUCUUUAAAAAGAUUAUUACACACACAAGGUGUGUUUUGUUAACUAGUGCACACUGUUUAGUGAAUCAUCCCUCUGUGUACUACUUCUACUGCUGCAUAUUUUGUACAAGGUCUGUCUAGGUAGACAUUCAAUUAGCUUACCUGUUCAGUUCCUAUAUUUGUAUGUAACUUGGAUGGGCAGGGUAGGAUUAUGAAUUAUUAAGAAUAAUUUACAGUGCAUAAUGAUUCUUGUUGUUUGAAGUCUGCCUUGUUGUUGUCACUUUCUGUACAGUGUUGGAAAUGUAAUGUUCCCAAAGGAACUUUUGAUGCACUUCUACGCAAAUUAUGGAUUCUUACGAUUACACUAUGUUUCUGGAUUUCAGCCAGUUAUUGGUUUGUGAAAUAUUUGGUACUGUUGUUGCUGGGUUAAAAGUCAUAUUGGUAGUAGAGAAGUUAUUUGUAUUUUAAAAAAGUUUGUAAAUAAACACUGAUGCAGAAUUCAUUGUAUUAUAUUGAUUCUUGACUUUAGGAAGCUAAAUUACUAAGCCUACCUGAGGCCAUUUCUGCCUUUGAAAUAUGCAGAUACCUAACUUCCAUAGAGUUCCAAUGAGAUAGAGGUGCUUCUGUCACUUGUGCAUUUACCAUCUGGCCCAAUAAUAGGUGGUCACUGUUACCCAUUUUUAAAACCUGUUCCUAAACUGAAGAUGGAAUACAUGAACUGGUAAAGGUUUGGUUUUGAUCUACCAGGUAGUUACUGGUCCUAAAAUGAAUAGCUGUGGAAUCUGAUACACUUCUAUUCUAAAGUACCAUGAGGAAAUACUACUAAAAGAAAGAACCUGAUGAC